Molecule: messenger RNA, 5132 nt
Organism: Coffea arabica (coffee)
Lineage: Eukaryota; Viridiplantae; Streptophyta; Magnoliopsida; Gentianales; Rubiaceae
Biological process (GO): nuclear-transcribed mRNA catabolic process, nonsense-mediated decay
Source: RefSeq, a predicted model, not a curated record
UGUCCUCCUCCUCCCCAUCCUGCAGGCGGGGUAUGCAGCAGCACCAUUCCCCAUUAGACAACCGUCUUUUUAGAUUGAUUUUCGUUAAAUUAAUUCUGGUCAUCUUCUUUCUUCAGCAGAGCAGCAGCUAUCUUACUUCCCAUGUAAGAAUAUCAUCUGAAUGCAACAAACUUCCAAAACAACAUCCCAAGUAGCUAUACUCAAAACUGAAAACAAAUAAGGGAAGGGAAAAAGACACAAAAACCUCCAAGUUCAAAUUCCACACAUGGAUUUACCAAAUCCCAAUUCCCAACCUAUGAGAGUCCUUAUUCGGCCCCCAACUCCAAACCCACCACCACCCUCCCCUCCUCCUCCGACACCACCUGAUCCUUCACCCAUCCAAAGUCCAACUCCCACCCCAUCUCAGCAAAACGGCAUCGUUGUAGUGGGUUUCGCAGGCAGGCGCCACGGCGAUGUAACCCAACUGAUUAACCGAGUUAUUGACGCAAAUGUGUUUGGUUCUGGGAAUCUUGACACCCCCUUUCGUUUCAAUAAGCAAGAAUUGAUUAGUGAGGAGAUUGAGGAGUGGUUUAAGCUGAGAUGCAUCAGCUAUUAUUUUGAAGAGGAAAAAGGGAUUUUGUAUUUGCAGUUUUCUUCGAUUUCUUGUCCGAUCAUGGACGCGGAUUUGGAGUCUCAAUUGGGAUUUGACUCUUUAUUCGAGGACCGAGAAUUCGGUGAUCUUCAAGGAUUGCUUUUUAUGUUCUCUCAAUGCAGGUUUGCCAUGUACUAAUAUUAACCCAAGAAGGAUCACACUUUGACACACAGAUUUUGAAAAAGUUUCGAGUGUUGCAAGCUGCAAAACAUGCUAUGUCUCCCUAUUUCAAAUCACAGAGUAUGCAACCAUUGACACCAAAUUCUCAUGCUUCAUCUUCUUCUAGAAUGUUCCUGUCAGGAGCAUCAUCAAAUAGUCCAUCUCCUGGUAGAAGCCGCAGCAUCUUAAAUCGUGGUGCUGCAGUGACAUUGAUGUCUGGCUUAGGUUCACACUCCUCUUUAUUGCCGGGACAGUGUUAUCCUGUUAUUCUUUUCAUUUUUCUUGACGAUUUUAGUGAUGCUAAUCCUAGUUCUGCUUUGGGAGAGCAAGUGGAGGGUUCCCCGUUAAGUCAGUCAUCAAGUUCAAACAAUAUGGCUAGGCCAAACUUACCAACAAAGGGAUCUGGGUCAGUUGUUGUACUGGCUCGUCCUGUCAAUAAACCUGAAGGUGGUUUCAGGAAGAAAUUACAGUCAUCCCUUGAAGCACAAAUUCGUUUCUCUAUCAAAAAAUGCCGAAUACUUUCAAGCUCUGAAACUGGUCAUGCUGGUACAAGAAGUGGAGGCAUUUCAAGUGCAGCACCUUUAUUUUUGCUAGAUGCAUCAAAAGCUGUUAUACUUGUAGAUUUGUGCUCAAACCAUAGAGGUGAAUCUCUUGAGUUUGCCACUCGCCUUGUUGAAGAUGUUAUUGAUGGGACGGCAACUUCAGAUUCUCUUUUGCUCGAAAGCAAUAGCCAGAGUGCAAACAAGGAGGACAUACUUUCAGUUAAAGAAUUCAUUUUAAGGCAGUCCGAUAUCCUGCGAGGAAGAGGGGGUAUGGUAUCUAGCACCAGCAGUGGCCCAGCUACUGGUGUUGGCAUGGUAGCAGUUGCUGCCGCUGCCGCAGCGGCCUCAGCUGCUUCUGGGAAGACAGUUAGUACUCCUGAACUUCCGAGCUUAGAGACCUGGCUAUCUUUGAGUCAACCAAUUCUCCAUGGAAUCCUUUCCGUGAAACCAGGGUAUACUGGCAAAAGUGAAUUUAGCAAAAGAAAACCGGACCAACAAAAUGCUGCUAUGCCUGCCGUUGAAGGGAAUGCCUCAAAAGCUACUGAUUCCUUAGAAAAUGCCAUAUCUAUUUUGGAGAGUGGUAGAGGGCUGUGCGCCAAAUUUUCUACUUUGUGGUGUGAAAAAUCCCUUCCAAUCGCUAAAGAGAUUUAUCUGAAUGAGUUGCCACCCUGUUAUCCAACUUCACGGCAUGAAGCCCACUUGGAGAGGGCUCUGGUGGCUUUUAAGUCAAUGGUAAAAGGACCUGCCGUGCAAAUUUACAUGAAAAAACUCAAGGAUGAAUGCACAUCCAUCUGGAGUUCUGGUAGACAAUUGUGUGAUGCUGUUAGUUUGACAGGAAAACCAUGCAUGCAUAAAAGACACAGUGUUGGAACUGAUGAUUUGCUUGUAACCGACGAGAUCAAGCCACAUUCCAGUGGAUUUGUAUUCCUUCAUGCAUGUGCAUGUGGUCGUUCAAGACAACUACGAUCCGAUCCUUUUGAUUUUGAAACAGCCAACAUUACUUUCAAUUGUUUUCCAGAAUGUGACAAGCUUCUUCCUGCACUACAUAUCCCUCAAGGUAGUGUUGAAGGGCCUAUUAAACCUUCUUGUUGGAGAUUGAUACGUGUUGGUGGUGCAAGGUACUAUAACCCUGCAAAAGGUCUACUCCAAAGUGGCUUUGGUACAACUCAGAAAUUCCUUUUAAAAUGGUCAAUUGUUCUUGGAAAACAGAAGAUGAGCAAUGGUUUGUCUUUGAGUAAUCAGCUACAAGUUUAUUCAAAUAAAUUAAGUGGCAGCGACAAAGAUGAACCUCUUGCAGGUAAAGACACAAAGAAGGUUGGUAAUGCUCAUUUUCAGGCACAAGAAGUGCAGAGUGAAGUUGAAGUACCGAAAAGGCAGCCUUUAUUAAACAAUAAAGCUAGUGACAAAAUGAUGGGAGUUUCCAACUCGACAAUGAGAAAACCUUUUUCUGAGGUGGUUGCUGGAUCAGCUGGAACACAUUCAGGGUUUCCUCCUCUUCAAACUAGAAAACAACCUCUGCCAGGUUCUGAGAAGGGUAUUAAGCAGCAUGAUACAAGAGAGAAGGGUUUGUCAAAGGCCAUGGAAAUUGCCAAUAAUCAAGGGUCUCAAAAACUUCCAAAUAUUGCUACUAUUGAUCAUGCAACCAAUGGGGUUGCAAUUAAUAUUAAUGCUGAUGCAAAUAGUGAUCCACCAUUACAGAUAGGUAGCAAUGAUGUUCCAAUGAACAUGGCUACUGGAGGUAAGGUGAGAGAAUUUAUUCCUCUGAAGCAUGUAUCGAUUUAUGUUGGGUUCGAGCAUGAGUGUCCCCAUGGGCACCGGUUUAUAUUGACGCCAGAUCAUCUCAAAGGCCUUGGUUCCCCUUAUGCAAUGCCUGAAGAAUCUCUUGUUACAUCAUCCAUUGAGAACUCAGAUCAUAAUAUGGCAGAUUCUUCUAAAUCUGGUAAGAAUGGUGGUCAUGCUAGGGCACGCAAACAGUCAAACGGAAUUAUUAACAAUGCUUUUCGCAUGACAAGUAAUCUGGAAGAGUCAAAAGUGAGAAGCACCAAUAAAAGUGUAUAUGAAAAUGGACAGAUGCAAGUUUCCAAUAUAUUAAGAGAACAAAAUCUCAGUGAAGCUAAAGGUACUUCUUCAGUGAUGGACCUUGCAGCUGGUUUUCAGUCUGUUAAUCUUGAUGAUGGUGGAACUGCUUUCUCCCUCUUGAAUAGAAGUCUACCCAUUUACAUGAACUGCCCUCACUGCAGGGAGUCAAGGAAGAAAAAAGAUACAAUGAAUGUUAAAUUUGCUAGCACUAUUUCACAGCUGCAAAGGAUCUUUUUGGUCACGCCUGCCUUUCCAGUCAUUUUAGCAGCCUGCCCAAUUGUGCAAUUUGAGGAUUCAUGCCUCCCUUCAACAGUCCCAGAUUGCAAAGAAAAGCUGCAAUUUGGCCUUGGCUGUCGGGUAAUUUUGCCUCCAGACAGUUUUCUCUCACUCAGGCUUCCCUUUGUUUAUGGUGUAAAGUUGGAUGAUGGAAAAGUGCAUCCUCUUACGCCUUUCAAGGAUCAACCGCAACUGACUGCCUGGAUUACCAAAGGCACCACAUUGCAGGUUGUAUCUCAAGGAAGCAAUCUUGCUGAAGGAGCUUACAUGUAGUGAAAUUUGGUGAACCUGAGGAGUGAUGAUCAAAAUAGUAUGGUUCACUUUGUGCUUUCCGAGGCAGAUUGCUCAGCUAACCUGCUGUCUGUUUUUCAGAUAAUUGGAUUGACCUGUGCACCUCAAUCAUGUUGAGAUCACAUUGUCAUGCUGCUAUUCAUGGACCCAUGGUAGAUGACACUUGUGCGGGUGGCAGAAACCUUUGGUACAAUUCCUUUAUCCUUUUUGAUUUUUUGAACCUGAUCAUAAACUAUGAGAAGCCAACAAUGUUGGGUUAAUUCUUAGUACAUUAGAGCUAUCCUGUUGUGUGGCUUGGGCACUCAAUUUCUUCGAAAGUAAACUAGUUACGCAUGUCUGUGUAAGUAAUCAGUCAGGCGGGAAGGUUUUAAGUCAUGCCAUCUUUUUUCUGAUUUUUGGGGAAUGCGUGCUAUAUAUUUGCCUUCUCAAAUCUCAAUUCCUUUUCAAGUUCUAGUGUGUUUGCACAAGAGUUCUUUAGCAUUUAGUGAGGGGGAACACGAAGUAAAAACAAGUCGAAUGGAGUCAAAGAGAAGGAACAGCAGUAUUGGUUGGAUGGAACAAUUACUUUUAGUUGCUUACACUAAGGUUCAGGUUAAUCUUCCUGCAUCUGCAGAAUACAAUUUGUUAGCAGUAUGCUACUAGAAAAUAUUCUUGGUAACGUUCCUUCAACUAUUUGCUAAUUGCCAUUUAUGCCAACGUUUUUGGUUCUUGCCUCUUGUUUUUAUGUACAUGGAGAGGGUGUGUGUUGCCUGAGCUCUGAUGUAUCAGCUGAUUGCAAGCUAUGACAAAGCACAAUUUUCUGCCAGAAUGAAUUCAGCCGGUUGCUCAAGCCUCAAGUUCCAAUGAAAGGAUCAGGGAGGGGGCAACUGCCUUAUCCCAUCUGAAGAAGUUCCCUCUCCGAGAGGUCCAUUCCUAGAGGAUCUGCUUAAUCAUAUUGAUGGCAACUUGGGCAUGCCACAUUUGAAUAAAGGAUGUGAAAAAUGCAGUUUUCAUUAGUCCUUCUGCGGAUGGCUUCAUGCUUACUUGUCAAUUACCUGUCACAUUUGUAUUUCAUUUUCUUUUGCAAAAUGAAUGCAUGGGAAGUUAUUGCGUCCAAUAUUUUCUCAUUCUACAGUUUCUGAGCUGUGACCAACAAUUAUUGCAUCCUUUUCGCU